AAAUUUCUUUUUCCUACCUGAGUUGACUUGAACUCGAGAGACGAAGAGAGGAAGUCGUCCCUCACGAGAAAAGUGCUGUUUGUUAAAAAUAAUCAUGUUAAGAGUACUCAUUGCCUUGGCGUGUGCUUCAUUGGUUUUGGCCCAGGAGAUUGAAAAAGAUGAAGGCAUCUUGGUUCUGACUGCCAAGAACUACGAUAAAGCUGUCAAGGAUUACCAAUACCUUUUGGUGGAAUUUCACGCCCCUUGGUGUGGCCAUUGCAAGGCCUUGGGUCCAGAGUACGUGAAGGCCGCUCAAGAGCUCAAGGAAAAGGACUCGGAGAUCAAAUUAGCCAAAGUGGAUGGAACCGAGGAGGAAGAACUGGUCAAGAAACUGAAGGUCAAAGGAUAUCCGACCCUCUUCUUCUAUCGAGAUGGAGAACCUAUUGACUAUACCGGUGGCAGAAUGGCGAACGAGAUCGUGGGAUGGGUGGAGAAGAAAACUGGACCUCCUGCCCAAACCCUCGAAACCGCCGAAAAGGUCAAGGACUUCAUCGAUGAGCACGAAGUGGUUGUAAUUGGAUUUUUCAAAGAUCUGGAAUCCGAACAAUGCAAAAAAUUCCAAGAAGCCGUUCAAGAUUACGAAACAUAUCCAUGUGCCGUCUGUUCCGACGAAGAAGCUAUCAAAGAAAAUAAGGUGGAAGAGGGCCAAGUGGUCUUGUUCAAGAAGUUCGAUGAAGGUCGCGCCGUAUAUGAAGGUGCCAUCGGAAAGGACGCCCUUCGAGGUUUCAUCGAGAAAUACGCCUUGCAAUUGGUGACCGAGUUCAACCAUGACUCGGCCCAGAAGAUCUUCGCCGACCUGAACAAAUCCCACAUGUUGCUAUUCAUCAGCAAGACCGCUGAAGAUUACGAGGAGAAGUACGCACUUUACAAGAAGGUGGCCGAGGAUUUCCGCUUCAAGAUCAUGUUUGUCGUGGUGGAUUUGGACGAGGAUGACCACAGGCGAGUAAUUGAAUUCUUGGGCUUGAAGAGCGAAACCAUGCCGACUUCUCGGAUCAUCCGAAUGACGGAGAUGGAUUUGAUCAAGUACAAACCGGAUACCAACGAGAUCUCCGAGGAGGCCUUGAGAAAAUUUGCUCAGGAUUAUUUGGACAAGAAAGUACCUGUCCAUUAUUUGAGCGAGGAUAUUCCCGAGGAUUGGGACAAGAAACCCGUGAAGACUCUUGUGGGCAAGAAUUUUGAUGAGGUGGCUUUCAGCAAGGAUAAGAACGUUUUGGUGCAAUUUUAUGCUCCAUGGUGCGGCCAUUGCAAGCAAUUAGCUCCGGUUUGGGAUGAGGUGGCAGAGUUCUUGUCCACGAAGGAAGAUGUCCUCGUGGCUAAAAUGGAUUCCACCGUCAAUGAACUGGCUCAUACCAAAGUUAGAAGCUUUCCAACGAUCAAAUUGUAUAAGAAGAACGACAACGAGGAAGUCGAAUAUAAUGGAGAACGCACGUUGGAGGGCAUCACCAAGUUCUUGGCUUCCGGGGGAGAAUAUGGCAAAGCCGCGCCUGACCAUGACGAGUUGUAAUAAACCAUCAAAACAUCAUUUACAAAAGAUAUUGUGUUCUAAAUGUUACAUCGAUUGGAAAAUAAACACUGCUCCGUUUGGGGUAGAGAUUCUUUCUUA
This is a messenger RNA of Tigriopus californicus, 1642 nucleotides long. RefSeq names its product protein disulfide-isomerase-like. Gene Ontology annotation, molecular function: protein disulfide isomerase activity. The coding region runs from base 95 to 1543 and encodes 482 amino acids. Gene Ontology annotation, cellular component: endoplasmic reticulum. Lineage: Eukaryota; Metazoa; Arthropoda; Copepoda; Harpacticoida; Harpacticidae. The record is from RefSeq and is a predicted model, not a curated record. The transcript is spliced from 7 exons. Gene Ontology annotation, biological process: response to endoplasmic reticulum stress; protein folding.